AUGUCCGACGGCGCCGGCGUCGCCCAAUUUCAACAGGCCGUCGCUGAAAUUGGCCGGGAAGCCGUCCGCCCCGUCCAUAGCUCCGGUGUGGAAGAGAAUUCUCUUGAAGGCAAGAGACCCACCGAGAAUACGACGCUUCCGCCGCCGUUUCAAGGACAAAAGGCCAAAAUCCGUUCAUGGCAGCCUGCGAAUUGGUCAGUAGAUCUUUCUUCUUCGGGCCCGCUGAUAUCUCCGGCGUACGGUCAUCGCUUCCGAUCAACCUCCGCCUCAACUGCUCCAAUUUCGAUGCCCUCACCGCCUGCCUUUGGCGAUGCCGCACUCGUGCUUGGAACAGAGAUGAUGGAGAUGGAGGAAUUGAGUGAUGAAAUUGUUGCACCCACAGAGGUGAUUAAUCUGCUUGCUAGUAGCGGGGCAACUACUUCCAUCGGAUGCUAUUGCUAUUGCGUCAGUGUUGGAUUAGGGAAAUGUUCCGUUGGGAAGCAGGGCAUACCAUUCUCACCUAGUGUGGAUAGCUAG
Molecule: messenger RNA, 516 nt
Organism: Oldenlandia corymbosa var. corymbosa
Lineage: Eukaryota; Viridiplantae; Streptophyta; Magnoliopsida; Gentianales; Rubiaceae
Source: the annotation of a GenBank genome assembly